This is a messenger RNA of Jatropha curcas, 759 nucleotides long. RefSeq lists its product as uncharacterized. NCBI's taxonomy places the organism in Eukaryota, Viridiplantae, Streptophyta, Magnoliopsida, Malpighiales, Euphorbiaceae. The record is from RefSeq and is a predicted model, not a curated record. Gene Ontology annotation, biological process: endoplasmic reticulum to Golgi vesicle-mediated transport. Gene Ontology annotation, cellular component: COPII-coated ER to Golgi transport vesicle; endoplasmic reticulum-Golgi intermediate compartment; Golgi membrane.
AUGGGAAGCCAAGUAGAAGAAGUGUUGAUGGUAGCAUCAAAAGCUGGGUCAGAUCUCAUAAAAAAUGAACUGGGUUCUUAUGGAGAGAAGCUAUUAGGAUCAAGCUCAGCUUAUGUGCAAAGCAAUAUUACAAAAUAUUUGUGUAAUUCUCAGUAUUAUUUUGAAGUGAAUGAUCAGUAUGUGAAGAACAAGUUGAAAAUAAUUCUAUUUCCAUUUCUACACAGGGGAUAUUGGAUGAGAACCACCGAGAAGGUUGGCGGUGAACUUUUUUAUAAACCUCCAAUUUAUGAUAUAAAUGCUCCUGAUUUGUACAUUCCAUUGAUGGCAUUUGGUACCUACCUUGUUCUAGCUGGCUUCUCUUUGGGCAUCAAUGGAAAGUUUAGCCCUGAAGCUUUAAGUGUGCAAUUAGCAAACGGAUUGCUAUGUUGGCUAUUUCAACUCCUCCUUCUUGAAGCUACUUUGCGCUCAUUAGGAGAUGGAGAUGUGCCUUUACUUGAUGUGGUUGCUUACGGCGGAUACACAUUCGCCGCCGUGUCGGUGGCCGUAUUAUCAAGAAUCACAUGUAGAUAUUGUUUCUACAUAGUAACAUUGUGGGAAAGCUUCUGUAUGGGAAUGUUCUUUGUGAAGAUUGUGAAGAGGAUUUUAAUUUGUGAGAUGAGAAAUUGUGAGAAGCAUUCAAGCAAACGACACUAUCUCUUGCUUUUACUUGCUAUUGCUCAAAUCCCAUUGCUAUUUUGGCUUGGUGAUGCUGGUGUUUGA